UUCUGGAAGACUACUAAUCUACAAAAUACAAGCUCCUCCAUGACCUACUCCCUUGCCUCCAGCCCAUCCUCCAUUUCACCAACCUUGGGAACCCGGCAGUUCUUCACCUGCACGUCCGCCCCCUACCUGGAAGGCUUCCCUGCCCACUGCUGCCCGCAUCCAUCCCGCAGGCCUCCUGGGAUGUCAGACCCUGGUCCUUGCCCCCCAACACCGGUGUAAACGCGGCCCCGCUGUUCCCUCCCAGAGCACAGCCGCCCGGUCAUUCCCUGUAGCUGGGGCCCUGUGCCGUGGGAGGGAGGGUGAGCACCUCCACGGUCCCGCACCUGCUGUGCCCUGGCCCACCACCUGACAGCCCAGCCCAGCCCAGCCCGCUCCGCGCUGGUUUUACGAGCCCCGCUGUCCACCUCUCUCGGGUUCUCAGGGCCCGCUGUGUUUGAGGAUUCCUCCCCAGGGUGUGUUUCAGCGGUUUCCGGGGAGGGCCCGAGAAUCUGCGCCUGUGGUCCCUGGGCCACACCUCCGAGGAGGCUCUGAUGCACUCGGUGGGGCCGAGGAGCUGGGAAUCGCUUGAUGACCACAUCUGCUUGCUGCAGCCGGUGGUAAGGCAGAGCCCCUGUGGGCAGGUUCACAGAUGAAUCGGGUCCUACCACCUACUGGCCGCCUCCAGGAACCAACCCGAACGUCUUCAUGUCGGGGCGCUUGGCUGUCCUGGCCCUGGCUCUGGCCACCCUCCUGGCUCCAGGGGCAGGGGCUCCGCUCAGCAGGAGGGGUUCCCGGAAUAAGCUGCUGCUCGUGUCCUUUGACGGUUUCCGCUGGAACUAUGACCAGGACACACACACCCCGAACCUGGACGCCAUGGCGCUGGAGGGGGUGAAGGCCCGCUACAUGACGCCGGCCUUCGUCACCAUGACCAGCCCCUGCCACUUCACCCUGGUCACGGGCAAAUACAUCGAGAACCACGGGGUGGUCCACAACAUGUACUACAACACCACCAGCAAGGUGAAGCUGCCCUACCACGCCACCCUCGGCCUCCAGAGCUGGUGGGACAACGGCAGCAUACCCAUCUGGAUCACGGCCCAGCGACAGGGCUUAAAGACGGGCUCCUUCUUCUACCCCGGCGGGAACGUCACCUACCAAGGCACGGCGGUGACCCUGAGCCGGAAGGAAGGCGUUCUGCACAACUACAAGGACGAGCAGGAGUGGAGGGCCAACAUCGACACGGUGAUGAAAUGGUUCACCGACGAGGGCCUGGACCUGGUCACGCUCUACUUUGGGGAGCCAGACUCCACGGGCCACAAGUACGGCCCCGAGUCCCAGCAGAGGAAGGACAUGGUGAUGCAGGUGGACAGGACGGUGGGCUACCUUCGGGACAGCAUCAGGAGGAGCGGCCUGGAGGGCAGCCUCGACCUGAUCAUCACGUCCGACCACGGCAUGACCACCGUCCACAAGCAGGCCCAGGACCUGGUGGAGUUCCACGCGUUCCCCAACUUCACCUUCAAGGACAUCGAGUUUGAGCUCCUGGACUACGGGCCCAAUGGCAUGCUCCUCCCCAAGGAAGGGAUGCUGGACAAGGUGUACGAGGUCCUCAAGGACGCCCACCCCAAACUCCACGUCUACAAGAAGGAGUCCUUCCCCAAGUCCCUCCACUACGCCGGGAACCCCAGGAUCACCCCACUGCUCAUGUACAGUGACCCUGGCUACGUCAUCCAUGGGAGACUGAACGUGCAGUUCAACAACGGAGAGCACGGUUUCCACAACGAGGCCAUGGACAUGAAGACCAUCUUCCGGGCCGUGGGCCCCAGCUUCAAGAGGGGCCUGGAGGUGGAGCCCUUCGAGAGCGUCCACGUGUACGAGCUCAUGUGCCAUCUGCUGGGCAUCGUGCCCGAGGCCAACGACGGGCUCUUGAGCACCCUGCUGCCGACGCUCCGGGAGGCCAGCAACGGGACCCAGAGCACCCCCUCGGGCUCUGCUCUCCUGCCCAGCGGCCGGCCCCCCGUGGUGGACAGGACUGCUGGUAGCCCGUGAUGCUUCUGGCCAAGGUCGCAUAAUGCUCUGUCGCUGGAGGUCAGAAGCCCAGGAGGGAGGGGAGGUUGGAUCUGACACCCCCACUAGUGACCCCCCCCCCCCCCCCACCGCAGCAGAAGGCAGUCCGUGCUCAAGAACCCCCCACAAGUCCCUUCUAGCCGCUCUGCUCUAGGCUUGGAGCGGGCCUUUCCGAAGCGGACAGACAGCCCAUG
Mustela erminea (ermine) is the source of this 2234-nucleotide messenger RNA. It is a transcript of the gene ENPP7, whose product is annotated as ectonucleotide pyrophosphatase/phosphodiesterase 7. Bases 685 to 2022 code for a protein of 445 amino acids. The record is from RefSeq and is a predicted model, not a curated record. Lineage: Eukaryota; Metazoa; Chordata; Mammalia; Carnivora; Mustelidae. The transcript has 6 exons.